AUGCUGUCCUCCGCCAGAAUCGCAACCCGGCAGGCUGCCGUGCGCCGCAUGGCCGCUCUCCCCGUCUCGGCCGCGCGAGCCGGCUCUACCUGGGCCAACGUCCCCCAAGGUCCUCCUGCCAUUCUCGGUAUCACCGAAGCCUUCAAGGCCGACAAGUUCGACGGAAAGAUCAACCUCGGUGUCGGCGCCUACCGCGACGACCAGGGCAAGCCCUACGUCCUCCCCUCCGUCCGCACGGCCGAGCAGAAGGUCGUCGCCGCCAAGCUGAACAAGGAGUACGCCGGCAUCACCGGCGUGCCCGAGUUCACAAAGUCGGCCGCCGUCCUCGCCUACGGCGCCGACUCCUCCGCCCUCGGCCGCCUCGCCAUCACCCAGUCCAUCUCCGGCACCGGCGCCCUCCGCAUCGGCGGCGCCUUCCUCGCCCGCUUCUACCCCGGCGCCAAGAACAUCUACAUCCCCAACCCCUCGUGGGCCAACCACGGCGCCGUCUUCUCCGACGCCGGCCUGACCGUCAACAAGUACCGCUACUACGACCAGAAGACCAUCGGCCUCGACUUCGCCGGCAUGCUCGCCGACAUCAAGGCCGCGCCCAAGAACUCCAUCUUCCUCUUCCACGCCUGCGCCCACAACCCCACCGGCGUCGACCCCACCCCCGAGCAGUGGCGCGAGAUCUCCGCCGCCGUCAAGGCCGCCGGCCACUACGCCUUCUUCGACAUGGCCUACCAGGGCUUCGCCUCGGGCAACACCGACACCGACGCCUUCGCCGUCCGCCACUUCGUCGACGAGGGCCACAACGUCUGCCUCGCCCAGUCCUUCGCCAAGAACAUGGGCCUCUACGGCGAGCGCGUCGGCGCCUUCUCCAUCGUCGCCCAGGACGCCGAGGAGCGCGCCCGCAUCGACUCCCAGGUCAAGAUCCUCGUCCGCCCCCUCUACUCCAACCCCCCCGUCCACGGCGCCCGCAUCGCCUCCGCCAUCCUCAACGACCCGGCCCUCAACGAGCAGUGGCUCGCCGAGGUCAAGGGCAUGGCCGACCGCAUCAUCACCAUGCGCGCCCUGCUCAAGGAGAACCUCGAGAAGCUCGGCUCCGCCCACGACUGGUCCCACAUCACCAGCCAGAUCGGCAUGUUUGCCUACACCGGCCUGACCCCCGACCAGAUGGACACCCUCGCCAAGGAGCACUCCGUCUACGCUACUAGGGACGGCCGCAUCUCCGUCGCCGGCAUCACCACCGGCAACGUCGGCCGCCUCGCCGAGGCCAUCUAUAAGGUCAAGGGUUAA
This is a messenger RNA of Colletotrichum graminicola M1.001, 1278 nucleotides long. Its product is annotated as aminotransferase class I and II. Gene Ontology annotation, molecular function: L-aspartate:2-oxoglutarate transaminase activity; pyridoxal phosphate binding. Gene Ontology annotation, cellular component: mitochondrion. NCBI's taxonomy places the organism in Eukaryota, Fungi, Ascomycota, Sordariomycetes, Glomerellales, Glomerellaceae. The transcript has 4 exons. Gene Ontology annotation, biological process: L-aspartate catabolic process; biosynthetic process. The record is from RefSeq and is a predicted model, not a curated record. Bases 1 to 1278 code for a protein of 425 amino acids.